AUGGAUAUGGUUGGCAAGUCUACCUAUCAAGAAGUUUGUGUCAUAUUACUAACCGUUGGUAGGAUUCCACUGUCUGUUGUCAUCGGAGCUGUCUUCCCCAUCGCCCUCUGGCUUGUUUCUCGCAAGUGCAAACCGAUUUACGGUUGGGAAGUAUGCAAGCUGGUCACUCCCGUCAUCUUCCACAAUGCCUCUGAGACGACGUCAGGUACGACGUCUGUGAUAUGUUCUGAAGUUGCGACCGGAUUGUGGUCUCAAUGGUACAUGCGUCUGCGCCACCCUGCCUGGUUCGGCAAAUACAACUAUAUAGUCGGCGGUGGUCUUGAUGCCGGUGCUAAGGUUAUGAUGUUUAUUCUGACUUUUGCUGUCGCUGGCGGCUCUGGAAAGGAGGUUCCCUUCCCUACGUGGUGGGGAAACCCUGAGUCGAGUUCGAAGCAGUACGCUGAUUACUGUGGUACUGGUUGA
Molecule: messenger RNA, 462 nt
Organism: Colletotrichum spaethianum
Lineage: Eukaryota; Fungi; Ascomycota; Sordariomycetes; Glomerellales; Glomerellaceae
Product: oligopeptide transporter 5
Exons: 2
Coding region: 1-462 (153 amino acids)
Biological process (GO): transmembrane transport
Molecular function (GO): oligopeptide transmembrane transporter activity
Source: RefSeq, a predicted model, not a curated record